Babjeviella inositovora NRRL Y-12698 is the source of this 3694-nucleotide messenger RNA. RefSeq names its product kinesin family protein. Gene Ontology annotation, molecular function: ATP binding; microtubule binding; plus-end-directed microtubule motor activity. Bases 317 to 3502 code for a protein of 1061 amino acids. The transcript has a single exon. Gene Ontology annotation, biological process: mitotic spindle assembly; microtubule-based movement. Lineage: Eukaryota; Fungi; Ascomycota; Pichiomycetes; Serinales. The record is from RefSeq and is a predicted model, not a curated record. Gene Ontology annotation, cellular component: nucleus; spindle microtubule.
GCGAGACUAAACCUCAUCACAUCUGUCAAAGCUUAGUACAGAGCGUUGGUGUUUUAUCUUCUCGCUAAGUGACACAAUUCGUCAGAUAUUACAAUCCCACACGAUACCCCGUACCAGACCAAGUGAUAUCCCGUAACAGACCAAGCGGCAUCCCACAACAUCCUAAGUGAAGAGGUCCGAAGCUAUACGUUCUGUUGAAACUCUUUUUCAUUUUUCAUAGUCCGCCCUAUCCAAAGCACACCCAUUAGACAUUAUCCUCCCCUUAGAGCGUGUCCCUCCAUUGAAACAGUGUUCUCAUUCAAGAUUCCUUUCUCAAAUGUCAUUUAGCGAUCGAAAACCACUCACCAAGAACCGGCUCUCGCAGGGCAACCCCCGGAAUUCCCUCGGCAACCCCCACUCCCUCAGCAAUCGAGCAUCGUUUGCUCCACAAAUUUCAUCCUCCUCGCCGUCUCCUGUGCCCAAAGCCGAAGAAUCAAACAUCUCUGUGUAUGUCCGCUGCCGUUCACGAAACGCACGCGAGGUGCGCGAGGCCUCCGGCGUGGUUGUCUCCACUAUGGGCCACAAAGGCCGUGAGGUGGUGCUUCAAACCGGACCCAUGGCCAUCAGCAACAAGACCUACACGUUCGACCGCGUGUUUGGAGCUGAGAGCGACCAGGAAACGGUAUUCGAUGGAAUAGCAGCCAAUCUUCUUCGUGAAACCCUUGAGGGCUACAACUGCACGGUUUUUGCGUACGGCCAGACCGGGACCGGAAAGACCUACACCAUGUCUGGGGACAUUUCCACGGCCCACGACGUGCUUAGCGAGAACGCAGGAAUCAUUCCCCGCACGCUUGUGUCGCUCUUCAAGAGCCUUGAGCAACAGAGCGACUUCUCUGUCAAGGUAUCCUUCAUUGAACUCUACAACGAGGAGCUUCGCGAUCUACUCGUAUCUGACCCUUCCAGGAAGGUGCGGAUCUAUGACGACCCGCUCAGAAAGUCGAUCGCGGUCCAGGGCAUGGAGGAACGCUACAUCACCUCCGCCAGCGAAGGGCUCAAGCUCUUGGCUGAAGGGUCGUACCGCCGCCAGGUGGCCUCCACCCAGUGCAACGACCUCUCAUCGCGUUCCCACUCGGUGUUUACCCUCACCGUCCACAUGAAAACCACGGAUCCGUCGGGGGAAGAGCUGGUGAAGGUGGGAAAGCUCAAUCUCGUGGAUUUGGCCGGUUCUGAGAAUAUCAACCGGUCCGGGGCGGAAAACAAGCGCGCCAGAGAGGCGGGGAUGAUCAACCAGAGCUUGCUUACGCUCGGAAGGGUUAUUAAUGCGUUGGUGGAGCAGUCGCCGCACGUUCCGUACCGAGAAUCAAAGCUCACGCGGUUACUUCAGGACUCAUUGGGAGGGAAAACCAAAACGUGUAUUAUCGCAACCAUUUCACCGGCAAAGGUAUCGCUAGACGAGACGAUGAGCACUCUCGAGUACGCCAACCGGGCAAAGAGCAUCAAAAACAAGCCCCAGGUGAACCAGAGCAUGUCCAAAAAGUUGUCGGUGGCAGAGUAUACGGCGGAGAUUUCACGCUUGAAGAGCGAGUUGGAUGCCACCCGGCUGAAAAACGGGAUCUAUUUGGCCGAAGACGCGUUCAGAACGAUGGAAGAUGUUAGCGAGAGCCGCAGAAUCCAGACAGAAGAACAGCGGUUGCGGAUCGAGCUCUUGGAGGAGCAGGCCCGGAAGUACAAGGGCCAGUUCGAAGCACAGAGCCGAGUGAUAGCCGAGGCUGAGCGGGCGUACCAGGCCUCCCAGACGGCGUUGGAGGAUACCAAGAAGCAGUUGCACGACACCGAAGCGCGGUUCAUCCAGGCCAGAGAGGCUUUGAACGUGGAAGUUGCCGUCAGGGAUGAGUAUGCUCGGACGGAAGAAGCAUUGGUGGGGAUCCAUGCGGAGCUUUCAGGGAUGCUAGACGAGUGUGUUAGGGAGAAGGAAGCGUUGAGUGAGAUGGUUUCGCGUAAGGGGGAGGUUCAAGGGGAGAACAUUGCGAUGUGGAAGGAGACACAGACGUCUCUUCUAGGGCAGAGCAAGUGCGUCCAGGAGGAGAUUUCCCAGUUUGAAUACCGGUCCUCGGAGCUUCUUGACUCUCUCAGUACUGACUUUUCCUCUGCCAUUGCGGCGGAAAACGAAAAGCUAGUGCUUCAAAUUGACGGCGUGGCCCGAAUUGGCGAUAGCUUCGCGCUUAAGAUGGACCAUAUCGUGGCCAAGCUCUCGCUGGAAUCUAAUACCGUGGACGAAGCGAUUACCGCGAUGAGUGAUGUCAAAAACGCGUUGAAGGACGAGAUUAGUGGAGACUUGGCCCGUCUCCAGGCCCGGUCAGACCAAUUCAAGCGUGAGGUGUUGGAAAACGUUGAGGAAAUCAAGAUAUCGAUGCAGAUGUCCUAUCACGCCAUCGGCACAAAGUUCAAGCUCUUCUGUGAUACCCUUCUGGAGCACGUCCGGCUCCAGGAGCGCCAGGUGGCGGACUUGCGGGGCCAGGUGGAGCAACACCGGGCUAGCUUCAGCCAGACCAUUGGAAGCAAACGAGAUACCCUCGACCAGAGGGCACAGCAACAAAAGGACGCGGGUUUGCAGCAGCAGCAGUCGUUGUUGGCUGGUAUCGCUCUGUUGGUUGCAGGGUAUUCCCAGGCGCAGCAGCAACGGGAGGAGGACACGUUCGGUGCGGUAACGUCGGUGCUUUCGGACUUGGCUACGACUAAUAAUGCGUUUGCUGAGGGUUAUGCUGAGCACAGCACGGUCUUUUCCAGUGCCUUGGCGAGCUUCCAAACGCAGCUGAAGCAAGACAGGCGGGCUAUCAAAGAGCACUUAAUCGAACAGAGCCAGCUCACGUCGGUGGUUAUGGGCCGUUUCCUGGAGGUGAUUGCGGGCGAGACUCUUGAGUGCAUGGACCAGGAUCGUUUGGAGCAGCUGAUGCGCCCGCUCGACGACUUUUCCGUCAGUUUGAAGCGUGCGAAUGUCGAAAACAUCGCUUCUUCUUGCGCUUUGCUUGAGGAUGUAACCCAUCUCGGGCAACAGUCGUUCAGCGCGAUUUCCCGCGAUUUGCAGGAGUUUAACCGCAACUUGGUAGGAAUUGAACCGGUUGUGAGUGGGUUUGUGCUGGCGCAAGCGCACGCGUUAGGUGAGUUUCGCCAGAAAAGCACUGGAAUGGUGGACAAGAUUCAGGGGAAGCUUACCGCUACGGAAUUGAGGCUUGAGGAUAGCCAAGUUCCGGAGCGAAAAAGCUAUGAGUAUACGAGGGUGGCACCACGGACGGUUUCUCGAGAGACUGUGAUGCAGCGGAUGCUAGAGAACAAGUUGAAGACCGGGCCCUUGAAGAUUGUACCGGUUCCGGUUGAUGAUACGAGUAUGGAUGAUAUUGUUGAUGUGGAGAACCAGAAACCGGUGCUUCUGCCUGUGCCUGAUCGGCCGUUCAAAGUGGUCAAGGCCAGAGGAAAGAUGAGUCUGGCGGGUAGGGCCUUGUCGAGGUCGCAAUCAUCGUUGUAGUGGCGUUGAUGAAAGGUCUAGUUAAGGUGUUGACUGAGUUGUGACUGAGCUAUGACUAAGCUAUGGCUGAACCCUGACUAAGCUAUGGUUAUUCACUUCAAAGGACAAGGAAACCCGAACUGUUUAUAAAUGUAGUGUUUCGGUCAAGUGGACUAUUAAAUAGAAACUUUGGAAACGACACCAAUAAAGGAC